Echinops telfairi (small Madagascar hedgehog) is the source of this 2703-nucleotide messenger RNA. RefSeq names its product NHL repeat containing 2 (gene NHLRC2). Lineage: Eukaryota; Metazoa; Chordata; Mammalia; Afrosoricida; Tenrecidae. The coding region runs from base 33 to 2216 and encodes 727 amino acids. The record is from RefSeq and is a predicted model, not a curated record. Gene Ontology annotation, molecular function: protein binding. The transcript is spliced from 11 exons.
CGGCGGCCGCCUCGGGAGCGACGGGAGGGAACAUGGCGGCGCCGGGAGCGCGGAGCUGCAGCCUCUCGGGCCUGCUGCCGGCCCAGACCUCGCUGGAGUACGCCCUGCUCGACGCCGUCACCCAGCAGGAGAAAGACAGCCUGGUCUACCAGUAUCUGCAGAAGGUGGACGGCUGGGAGCGGGACUUGUCAGUGCCCGAGUUUCCGGAAGGAUUGGAAUGGCUGAACACCGAAGGACCUAUUUCUAUCUACAAGGAUCUACGUGGAAAAGUAGUCGUCCUUGAUUUUUUCACCUACUGCUGCAUAAACUGUAUUCACCUGUUGCCUGAUCUCCACUCAUUAGAACACACAUACUCUGAUAAAGAUGGUCUUCUGGUGGUGGGUGUUCACUCAGCAAAGUUCCCGAAUGAAAAAGUCCUGGACAACAUCAAGAGUGCCGUUCUUCGCUACAACAUCACGCACCCUGUGGUCAACGACGCGGAUGCCACCCUUUGGCAGGAGCUGGAAGUCUCCUGCUGGCCGACCCUGGUCAUACUUGGACCCCGGGGAAACAUGCUGUUUUCUUUGAUGGGAGAGGGACACAAGGACAAAUUGCUGUUGUACACUUCAACAGCUUUGAAGUAUUACAAAGACAGGGGCCAGAUCAGAGAUGCAAGGAUUGGAAUAAAACUCUACAAGGACUCUUUGCCCCCUUCCCCGUUGCUCUUUCCUGGCAAAGUAACGGUAGAUGAUGAGAGCGACAGAUUAGUCAUAGCAGACAGUGGGCAUCAUCGGAUUGUGGUUGUUGGGAAGAAUGGACAGAUCCAGUAUAGCAUUGGAGGACCUAACCCUGGAAGAAAAGAUGGAACAUUUUCAGAAUCAACUUUCAAUUCACCACAGGGUGUCGCCAUAAAGAAUAAUACGAUCUAUGUGGCAGAUACCGAAAACCACCUGAUAAGAAAGAUCGACCUGGAUGCUGAGCUGGUGAGCACAGUGGCCGGCAUUGGGAUCCAAGGCACAGACAGAGACGGAGGAGCCACAGGAGAAGAGCAGCCCAUCAGUUCCCCCUGGGAUGUCGUUUUUGGAACAUCAGCUGCAGAGGCCCAUAGAAGUGACAUUCUGUGGAUCGCCAUGGCAGGGACUCAUCAGAUUUGGGCCCUCCUCCUGGACUGUGGCAAACUACCAAAGAAAAAUGAGUUAAAGAAAGGAACCUGCCUUCGAUUUGCUGGAAGUGGGAAUGAAGAGAAUCGAAACAAUGCGUACCCGCACAAGGCAGGCUUCGCCCAGCCUUCGGGCCUCUCUGUGGCCACCGAGGAGCCCUGGGCCUGCCUGUUUGUGGCGGACAGUGAGAGCAGCACGGUGAGGACCGUCUCACUGAAGGACGGAGCGGUGAAGCACCUCGCAGGCGGAGAGAGAGACCCCAUGAAUUUAUUCGCCUUUGGUGAUGUUGAUGGUGUAGGAGUCACUGCAAAGCUUCAGCACCCCCUUGGAGUGGCAUGGAACAGGAAAAGGAGUUUGCUUUAUGUGGCCGACUCCUACAACCACAAGAUUAAAGUUGUGGAUCCCAAAACAAAACACUGUUCAACAUUAGCAGGAACAGGAGAUGCAAGUAAUGUCAUCGGUCCCAGUUUCUCAGAGUCAACCUUUAAUGAACCAGGAGGCCUGUGUAUUGGAGAGAAUGGACGGUUAUUAUAUGUAGCGGACACAAAUAAUCAUCAAAUUAAAGUGAUGGAUUUAGAAACAAAAACCAUUUCUGUGCUCCCUGUUGUCAGAUCUGAAAAUGCUGUGGUAGAUGGCCCAUUCGUGUUAGACAAACAGAAGACAAGACCUAAGUUGCCCAAAUCUGCUCCAAACAUUUGUCUUUCCCCAGUGACGGCAUCUCCAGGCCAGACUCUGCAGUUCACGCUGAGAUUAGAGCUCCCGUCAGGCUCAAAGCUGACCGAGGGCGUGAGCAGUUGUUGGUUUCUGACUGCUGAAGGCAACGAAUGGCUUUGUGAAGGACAGCCGUCAUCUGGUGACAUUGAGAGCAUUUGCAGUCCACCCGCAAUAUCCCUGCGGGUUCCUGGCGAUUGCUUAUCCCUGGAAGCCGUCGUGUCCAUCAGCGUGUUCCUGUAUUACUGCAGCGCAGACAGCAGUGCCUGCAUGAUGAAGGGCGUUCUGUUCAGCCAGCCUUUACAGAUCACUGAGACCCAGCACAAAGCUUGCCCGGCUCCACUUGAGCUCAGAUACGUGUUUUAGCAAGCCGCGCAUCCACCGCUGCCGUCCCUCGUCCUCACGGUCCCUGGGACUUAGGACAAGCUUGCUUUCUGCUUCUGUGAUACCAAGAAACCCAUUUCUGAGUUCCAGCAGCGAAUAGUCAAGUAAAACCCUGCUCCUUUUUCACUUAUUUAUUACCAGAAAAUUCCUUCAUUCUGGCUGUGGACCAGCCAAGUCUUGAUCUUCAUUUGGACCACAAUUUUGUAAUCUCGGCUUCUAUUUGGCACAAGUAUCGUAUAAAGUAUUAACCUAAGAUCAUUUGCAGUGAAUACUGAUAUUGAUACCAAAUAUUUUAACUUGACUUUUUGUACCUUUAUUAAGAACUAUCAGUGCAUUUGGGUGUCUAAAUUUCACAAGCUGUAAACAGAGCCUAGGAUCUGGGCCAUUGUUAUUGAAGGGCAACUGCCAUUUGAGGCUUGAGGUCUGUUUUAAGCCACCGUGUGUGUGUGUGUGUGUGUGUGUGUGUGUG